This is a messenger RNA of Mytilus trossulus (common blue mussel), 4626 nucleotides long. Its product is annotated as coiled-coil domain-containing protein 178-like. NCBI's taxonomy places the organism in Eukaryota, Metazoa, Mollusca, Bivalvia, Mytilida, Mytilidae. The transcript has 21 exons. The record is from RefSeq and is a predicted model, not a curated record. The coding region runs from base 210 to 2984 and encodes 924 amino acids.
UUUUGACGUAUACCAAUGAAAAGUCACGUUACAUAUUUGUCCUUAGAAACUGCAAUGGCGUCAAAAUGGAGGAACUAUCACUAACAAAAUUUUACUUGAUGAAAUUUUCUCAUGAACAAAAAAAUAUCAGCUCAAUCAACUAAUUAAACAAGACUUUUGAAUUAUAAAACUGUUUUUCCGUAUAAAAUAAUGAUGUAAAAAUAUUGAUUAUGUCACUUACAAAAGUAGUAAAAGUUGAGGAAGUUGAAAAACGACCAGAUUCAUAUGUAUUGGGAGAAAGGUUUUCAAGUCAAGAAAAAUUUAAUAAUGCAGUUCAAGAUAUUGAAGCCACAUUUAUUGGUUCAAGUGGUGAUGGUCUAAAUGAAGAGGAUCUUUCUGAAACUGCAGAUAAAGUUUAUCCACUGCCUGAAGACUGGCCAAAGAUACCACAAAUAUUUCGUCGUAAGAGUUGUGAACUAACAAAAGCCACCUCACCAUGUGUAAAGAAGGCAGUUUCUCAUCUAGAACUUAUACAAAACAUAAUAGAAGAGUGGUUCAAAGAAAGAGAUGAUGAACAGAAGAGUAGGCCAUGUUCUGUAAGACCAGUUGCAAGUAAAAAACAGUUGAGAUUUUCUGCUGCUAGUGGACAUCAUAAUGUCAUCAAAACAGCAGGAAGUGCUAAAGGGAGACAAAGUGCAGCAUCGGGUCGGACAACGAUAUCACUUUCAUCAGCCAAUCAACUUUCAAUCUCAGGAAUUGGGGCCAUUCAAGAAGAAGAUAGUGCCUUAUUACCAUAUUUAGGGGCUGAAGAUGUGUUGGAUGAAGUUGUCACCCUACUUGCCAGAUUAGAAAAUGAUAGAAUAGAUAUUUUAAAAGCACUUGAAAAUGAGAAACUAAAAGUUGUAAGACUGAACGACAAGAUAGACCAUCUAUGUUUAGUCAGGAUGAGGGAAUUACCAAUAGCUGUACAAAGAGAACAUGAAGCCUGUAUCAUGGAUUUAAAUGAACUUACAUGGCAUGUUUCCUACAGUAGUAGAACAGAGAAAAGAAUUCACCAGAGAACUCAUACUGCUGAAGUUAAUAACCAAAGAUUAAAAGAAGAAAUAACUUUUGUGCAGAGACACAUACCUCUAGUAAAAGAAAAACUACAAUUAGAGAUACAGGCAAUGGAAAGUAUAAAGAAUGCACAGUCUAAGACCUAUGUAGAAUUAGAUAAUACUCAGAAGAGAAAGAAUAAAACAGAAGCAAAAUCCAAUGAUGCUGUGGAAAAAGCUACAACAGAAAGAAAUCAUAUAAAACGGGAACUUGAUGUAGUUAAAGAUUCAUUGGAUAAAAUAAAUGAUGAUUAUGCUCAGUCAAGAUUGACAUUUGAUACAUACACCAAACAGAUCAAUGACAUCAAGGCCAAACUUAUCGCAAAUGAUAUGGAAAUCAAAGUCCUUCAUGUCAAAAAUGAAAAUGCUAAAGUUGCUGAGGAAAUGAAGGCCAAACAGGUUAGGGAGCUACAAACACAGAUCACAGAAGCUGAAUUUGAACACGAUCGACUAGAUAAUGAAAACUUACAGUUACAGAGCGAACUGGACACUAGAAAACAUAAAAUGAACAAAAGAAUAUCAGAGUUAGAAAGAGGAGCCAAUGUCAGAGAUGCAAGGCUAAGAAACAUCGUAUUAAAGAAUAAAGAGGCUGAAAUGGAAGUUCAGGACUAUAUGGAUAAAAUUAGUGAAUGCCAAAGACAAAAGGUGGCAGAUGAGAAGAACAUCUCUCGUAUCCACAAAGAAAAGGCCAGAUUACAACAACAAAUGGCUGUAACAGAGGAUGAAUAUAGCAAGAUAUCAGUCAUUAACUCUGCUGUUAGAGAUCAAUUGUUAGGGGAACAGGAAAAAGCCUUUAAAAUGGAGGAAUCACUCAAGGCAACUGCUGAAACAUUGCGGAGACAAGUGAAGGAUGAAAUGCACACAAAAUCUGUCCUUGUAGCCAGGAUUAAUUCUGAUUCUACUGAUCUUGUCAAGUAUAAGAAAGAUACAACACAAAAAAGAGAUAAGGCACAAAAAGUAGCCAAUGAAGUACUAACAGCUGUUACCACUGUUCUAACUAAAGUAGAAAAACUCAGAUCAACAAAGAGGGAAAAAACAGAGACCAAGGAAAAAAUAAGACAACAGAUGGAAGAGACAGAAAAACAGAAAGAAGAAUCAAGGAAUAAGUUUAUGGAACAAAUUAAUAACUUGGAACCUCACCAUACUCACCUUAAGGAUGAUGUGACAAAGUUAGAGAAGAGAUUGGACUACAUGGAAUGGAAGACAGAACAAAUGAACAAACAAAUACAUGAUAUGGACAGGGAAGAGGUCACCUUUAAAAAACUAGUGAACAAUGCAGAAAAAGCUAUAGUUGACUUAGAAGAAAGACGACAAGAACUAGAUUUGCAAAUGGAAGCUUUGAAAAAGAUUGAAGAUGACCUGAAGAAAAGCUAUGAAGAAGUCCUAGGAAGAAUCAGAGACAAUGAAGCAUCCCACAGAAAAAUGAUAGAACAACGAAAGAAAUUCCUAGGAGAAUCAGAGGUGCAGAAAUCUCGCAAACUGGAGAUAAACAAAGAGCUGGCAUCUAAAUAUAGACAGUUACAGAAUGAACACAUGAUAGUCAAAGAUAAAAUGAUGAAUAACUUUGAUGACCGGGUUAAGAUUGAAGCACACAUCAAAGACACUACACAGUUACAAGCUUUACAGAGGAGGAUGCAUGUUGCCAUGUUAGCUUACUUGAAGUAUAGAGGACUUUACAACAGAUCUGAACUGGACAGGAUGGAGACAGAAACUGACCAAAACAGUGAACAAGUACAACAUCUACAGGUCAAGAUGGACGACGCUAUAAAACAAAUCACAGAGUUCCUCCAGACUCAAGUACAAGGUGGUGCUGCAGCUAAACGUGUGGCAUGGGGGUCUGUAGGGAAAACCUCCAGAGGAGUUGGACUUUCACAGCCUCCAAGUAGACAACCAACUGUUGUUGAGGCAUAAAUUAUAGCAUUUACAUGUUGUACUGAAAUAUUAUCAAACUUUAAGUGUGGAUCUGAGGCUUUAAAUGCUAUAAUUUUUUAAGACAUGUUUUUAGAAAUAUCUUUUUAAGUCUACUUUGUCUAAACUUCAAAUGUAGGGAUUUAUGCUGGUAAAUACAUUUCCUUCAUUGAAAAAAAAUAAAAAAUAUAUAUAUUGUAGAUUUUAAAAUGAAAAUUUAUCUUGCAAAAAGCCAUUUUACUAUAUAUUCAAAGCAAAAGUACAUGUAUCAACAUUUAGAUGCCAUAGUUGUGUAGUGUAGAAAUAUUGUCUGAUUGUAUCCUGCUUCUAUUGGAAGGGAAUGGUGAUGAUCAAAUUAUUAUGUAUGUUGAUUUUCAUGGUUUCUAAAAAGUCCAUGUUAAUUUCUAAGAAAAAUAAGAUAAAAACAGGCAUAUAAAACUUAUCAUUUGUCUGCAAACAAUGUCUGAAAAUUUUACUCAGUUGAAAUCAAAGAAAGCUUAACAAGUCUCUACUUUCUUCCUGCUUAAAAAACUUGUAUUAAUAAAUUUCUUUUAGACAAUGUAUGUUUAUUGUAUACAUAAGAAUAUUUGAUGUUGAUAUCAUAUAUUAAUAUAAUAAAUGGAAUAGAUAAGAAACUUGGUAAGGUAAAAAAAAAAUGAAAGGAGCAUUUUAAAGAUAUCUUAGGGUUUCUUAUGCAUGCAUGGUUAUCUGUCCUUUGUAAUGUUUCUUUCAAGGUAUAUAUGCUUUGUAUUUAUAAGAAUUUUGUAUUCUGAAAAUUAUUAACUUUAGUUGUUGGUAUGUAUUUUCUUAGAGGUUUUUGGUACAGGCAGGGUUCUCAGAAACAGUGUUUUUGCAAUUAUAAUGUUGAAAAUGUAAUGUUUUGUUUAUAUAUACUAUAUGAAAUAUUUUUUUGUGAAGAAAGAAAGAAAUCUUGCAACUUGUCACAGUACUAUAAACCUCAAGCAUACAUGGAAAAUGGGUUCAUUUACAAUUUUGUUUGUAAUAUAAAGUAGCUUUUUUUAAACAGCUAUAAAUUUGUAUUUUUUCUGUUUUUGAGAAGAAAAGAAAAUAUUGCAAAGUUUUAUAGAAGUGCACAUAUUUUCCUUUGAAAUCCUAGUUCUUUAUAAUGAUUUGUAUAAUUUUAUGAGACAAACAGAAAAUUUGUUUUCUAUGAUUUUGUAUUAAUUUAAUAUUUAUUUUCACUUUAAUUGAAAACAUUGUUAUUUUAAUUUCAGAAUAUUUACAAAUAAACAAGGUUAUUUAUAUUUAUACAUGAUUUAACUGCUGAUUAUUGAUGCCUAUACAAAAGUUAUGAUUGCCUUUUUCUUUGUUAGUUGAUAGCUUUAAAAAAUUUCAUACAACAAAUGUAAGUUUUUAACAACCUUGACUGGCUAUACAGUCCUUGCACGGUCGGUAAAAACAAUUCAUAUUGAACCAAAUGUCUAAUUUAUAAUUUUUAAAACAUCCUAUAAUUUUUAUACUGUUCCGUCCUUAUAGCAUUUUUCAAAGUGCCUAAUUGUGAUUUUUGACUAUGUGCUCCUUUAUUUCUAGCAUUGCCAAUGUACAAGUGUUUCUACACUUGGAAUUCUGUGAUAAAUUUGUGCUAUUUAUGUUGAUAUGUAAUAAAAAAAAAGAUAUAAAUGUC